AUGGUCAAGGUUCUCCUCACUGGUGGUAGUGGCUUUAUCGCGGCUCAUAUCGUUGAUAUUCUUUUACAACGUGGUUAUGAUACCGUGGUGACCGUUCGGUCGGAGGAAAAGGGUAAGCGCAUUCUUGACGCUCACCCGGACACCCCCAAAGAAAAGCUUUCCUAUGUCAUUGUCAAGGAUGUUGCUCAGGAUGGAGCAUUUGAUGAGGCUGUCAAGUCAAACCCGCCUUUUGAUUAUGUUCUCCACACGGCAUCGCCAUUCCACUUUAACGUCAGUGAUCCCGUGAAGGAUUUCUUAGAUCCUGCAAUCAAGGGAACUACUGGUGUUCUCAAAGCCAUUAAGGCCUACGCUCCCUCCGUAAAGCGGGUUGUGGUCACUUCAUCUUUUGCGGCCAUUGUCAACAGCAAGCAACACCCAAAGGUCUAUAGUGAAAAGAGCUGGAACCCUGUAACAUGGGACGAGGCGCUGGAUCAUUCACAAGUCUAUCGGGCUAGUAAGCUAACAUGUACUCUUUUCAAGACCUUCGCUGAGAAAGCAGCGUGGGACUUUGUUGAAAAAGAGAAGCCUAACUUUGAUCUUGCUACCAUCAACCCACCCUUGGUUUUCGGUCCCAUCGUUCAUUACCUGAACUCUCUGGAGGCUAUCAACACUUCUAAUCAGCGGGUACGGGAUCUGAUCCAAGGCAAAUUCAAGGAGAAGAUCCCCCCGACAGGAACCUUCCUCUGGGUGGAUGUCCGUGAUGUUGCAUUGGCACAUGUCAAGGCCAUUGAGGUUGCUGAGGCUGGUGGUCAGAGGUUCUUCGUCGUGGCCGGUUAUUUUUCUAAUAAGCAAGCCGCCGAUACCCUUCGUGAGACACACGCCAAGCUAGAGUCGAAGCUUCCUUCUGCAGAUGCAGUGGAUGACUUGCCCAGCAACAUUUACGAGUUCGAUAACAGCAAGUCCCGGGAAGUGCUGGGAUUGAAUUAUCGGUCAUUCAAGCAGACAAUCUUGGAUACAGCCGACUCUCUGCUAGAAGUUGGUGCUUGA
Messenger RNA from Penicillium odoratum, 1026 nucleotides. Its product is annotated as SDR family oxidoreductase. Gene Ontology annotation, molecular function: oxidoreductase activity, acting on the CH-OH group of donors, NAD or NADP as acceptor. The record is from RefSeq and is a predicted model, not a curated record. The transcript has 5 exons. The coding region runs from base 1 to 1026 and encodes 341 amino acids. NCBI's taxonomy places the organism in Eukaryota, Fungi, Ascomycota, Eurotiomycetes, Eurotiales, Aspergillaceae.